Messenger RNA from Anisakis simplex (herring worm), 2301 nucleotides. Lineage: Eukaryota; Metazoa; Nematoda; Chromadorea; Rhabditida; Anisakidae. The record is from the annotation of a GenBank genome assembly.
AUGGCAAAUAUGUUGACCAGUCGUAAGCGUUUAGUAGAAGAUGAUGAUGAAGAAAUGUUUUUCAAGCGCCGAAGAUUACAUAAUCCAACCGAUGUUGAGAGCCGACUUAGAAGACUGUUGGCGACUGUAUGUGAUGUUGCGGCUCCUUCACUUGAAUCAAAUAUGGAACGUCUAGCGCAGAUGCUGGAAGCAGUCCUCGAGAAAUUAAGAGUGAAAUUCGAAACAAGCAAUUACAGUCACGCUCUUCGUUUGAUAAUCUUCCUGGCAAAUAUCGUCAAUAGUCGUGUGCUGAGUGUUGACUCGUUCUUUCGAUAUUUAGAAGCAAUUAUGGAAACGGCACUUGAAGACGACAUCCCACAGGUGCGAAGUGAUUGGUUCAUCUACGUAGUAUUACGAUGUUUGCCGUAUGUUGGACAUGAAUUAUAUGAAAGUGAUAAAGAGGCUUUGAACAAUAUUCUAGAGCAAAUUGGCGAGUACAUUGCUCACAGAAAUAAGCAAUACGUUAAGUUACUACAAGUUUGGAGUGGAUCUCCGCAUGAACAAGAGGAAUAUUUGGAUUGUUUAUGGGCACAAAUUUCAAAGUUACGAGAUGAUGAAUGGAAAGAAAAGCAUAUCGUACAUUAUUAUGUGGCAUUUGAUGGUACUUUAGCAGGUGCACUCCAGCAUAAUAUUAGCAGUUUUUCUGCUCCACCGCAUACACCUGAAAGCGUUUAUCCAUUACCAACUGUUGUAUUCCGUUUGUUCGACUAUGCGGAUUGCCCAGAAGAGGGUCCUUUGUUGCCUGGAGCGCAUUCGAUUGAACGUUUCUUGAUUGAAGAAGAUCUUAGUUGGAUCAUUGAAGAGAACAUAUGGAAUAGGAAAGAAUGUGCUACUGAGUUGCUUGAUUAUCAAAAACGGCAUACGGUACCGAUCAAUUACAUGGCUCUUGAAGUGAUCUUUUCGCAACUUUUCCGUCUUCCACAGCCACCAACAAGACCACUUUUCUAUGGAAGUCUUCUGAUCGAAUUGUGUAAAAUUCAGCCAACAAGCAUGCCUCAGGUGAUUGCUCAGGCAACCGAACUGCUUUAUCAGCGUAUCGAUACAAUGCAUUUCUCUGCAGUUGAUCAGUAUGUUUUCAUAGCCGUUAUCGUAUUCUGUUGCCUGUUUUAUUAUGUUUUGAAAUUCCUCUGUUAUCACAUGUCAAAUUUUGAGUACCGUUGGUCAUGGUCGGAAUGGAGCGAUUGCCUUGAGUUGGAUACGCUAUCCGCCAAAUAUUUUUUCAUACGUGAGGCGCUACAAAAAUGUAUGUGUCUUGCAUACCAUCAGCGCAUUGAAAAUUGUCUUCCAGAAUCGUUUCGUCGUAUUAUGCCAACAAAACCAUACAUCACUUAUGACAUUGAAAAUGAAGAUACACCAGUUGGACGAUUGGCAAUUCAUUUGAAUGAAGCGAUUCGAAACAAAAUAACGAAUGAAGAAUUAACGGAGAUAUUUUCGGAUUUAGAUGUUUGGAGUGUUUCUGAAGAAGAGGCAUUGAGCACUUGUGUUGCCGUUCUUCUGAACCUUUCACAAAAAACUAUCAGUCAUUCGUUUGCUGCGCUUACGAGGUACUUCAAAACGUUUAAACAAUAUGCAGCAAGUGAAGAGUCUCAAUUGAUAAUUUUGAAAGCACUUUAUAUGGUUUGGAAGCACAAUCAGCAGAUGAUGAGUGUGGUUGCAAAUAAAAUGGUUACAAUGACAAUCAUUGAUGCAAGUACUAUUGUCGCAUGGAUUUUUAGCGAUGAAAUGAAGUCGGAAUUCGAAAGGAUGUGGACAUGGGAAUUACUGUGUGGUUCAGUGGAGCAUGUGAUUGGACAUUUGCGGAGAUGUCGUAAGAAACUGGAGAAUGCUCAAAGAAAAAGCGCAGGCAAAAAUAAGUCAUCGCAUCAAAACUCGGAGAAUAUGGACACUGAUAAGAUUGAUAAUGAUGAUGCAAGUAAAGAUGAGGAGGAAUUUGAUGAUGAUGAACAGAACGAUGAAGACUUAGGGUCAUUGGAGAGUGAGUUCGAAGAUUUACGUGAAUACCUUCAGAACCUAUUACUUGACGUCCUGCAUAAGUUCACUGUAAAACUAACUGAACACAUCGUAAACUGCGACACUAAAGGAGAGGAUGUGAACACAAGUUGGUACAAAUACUUCACCGCUCGAUUUAGGGGAUUUUUCUUGAAGCACUGGAAGGAACUGUUUGAAUUCAGUGAAACAAUCGAGAAAGAACUCUUCAAAGCUCAUACGAUUGAUGCGCAAGUAAUGGAAAGUUAUACAAUGUUCAUUUCAUUGAAAAGCUAA